Molecule: messenger RNA, 1200 nt
Organism: Laccaria bicolor S238N-H82
Lineage: Eukaryota; Fungi; Basidiomycota; Agaricomycetes; Agaricales; Hydnangiaceae
Exons: 5
Coding region: 1-1200 (399 amino acids)
Biological process (GO): positive regulation of cyclin-dependent protein serine/threonine kinase activity; nucleotide-excision repair; regulation of transcription by RNA polymerase II
Cellular component (GO): transcription factor TFIIH holo complex
Molecular function (GO): cyclin-dependent protein serine/threonine kinase activator activity
Source: RefSeq, a predicted model, not a curated record
AUGACAUCCUGGUUGCAAGGCAAGACCGUUCGAAAGGGUGGAUUAAUAUCUUCAGCUUCACAUUCAAGAUCAUCAACACCUCAUGUUCAGAGCACUUCAACUACCGUCUUUGGUGGUGGUGUCAAGGAUCCAUCUGGUAGAACUUCAGAGUACUUUGUGAGCUUGUACUAUAACAUAACCUUCUUCACUCUUCUUACCCUCUUUCUCAAGUCUAUGGACGACCAGUGUCCCGUCUGCAAGAGUGACCGUUAUUUAAAUCCAAAGCUUCGUCUGCUGGUUAGUUCAUGCUACCACAAAAUGUGCGAAUCUUGCAUUGAUCGCCUUUUCACCCUUGGUCCUGCACCUUGUCCAAUAUGCAAUAAAGUAUUGCGAAAGCUGGCUUUCACUCCUCAAACCUUCGAGGACUUGGGUGUCGAGAAAGAGGUGGCUGUCAGGAGAAGAAUAGCAAAAGAAUUUAACAAACGGAGAGAGGACUUUCCUGAUCUUCGUUCUUACAACGACUACCUUGAACAAGUCGAAGACAUCACAUUCAAUCUCAUCAAUGAGAUCAAUAUUCCGCAGACAGAGGCUCGCAUAGCAGCAUACCGUGCUGAAAAUGCCGCUCUCAUCGAGCUCAAUGUCCAGCGGGAAGAAGCCUAUGCCCGUGCUCUUCAAGAGCAAGAAGAAGGCGAACGACGAGAGAGAGAAUCGCGUGCACUAGAGCUUCGCAGGGAGGAGGAAGAGGAACGCGAGGAGCGAGAAAAAGACAGACGCGAAAUCAUUGAUAAACUCGAAACAAGUGACAAGAGUGCUUCAAAACUCAUUGCAAAGAGUCGUGCAAAUGCCCUGAAACGAUCCUCUGCUCGUGCAGCGUCGACAUCUGUAUUGCAGAGCAAUGCCAAGCUCUUGAGAUCGAGAGCGGCUCUUGGGACCAAUGUGCAAGACGUCCCACAUGUUCCAUUGCAGGACGAUUGGUAUGCCUACGAGGACAAGUUUGAAAUUCGCCCAGGCGGCUAUGACGAUAUUUUUAGUGAAGCUGUUCGCAAGGAUCGGGAAGGGGUUAUGAGGGGUGGAGGUUACAUGGUGGAGGAGGCAUGGGAGCGGGCUUUGAGAUGUGCGGUGGCGGCCCUGGAUUUACCGCCUCUAGUGGGGCUUGACCAUCCGUCUGCAUUACCAUUGGGACUAGAUGUCAAUGGAGAUGUGAUAAUGCAAUCUAUUUGA